This is a messenger RNA of Rosa rugosa (rugosa rose), 1650 nucleotides long. RefSeq names its product zinc finger protein JAGGED-like. The coding region runs from base 258 to 1157 and encodes 299 amino acids. Gene Ontology annotation, molecular function: DNA-binding transcription factor activity. The transcript is spliced from 5 exons. Lineage: Eukaryota; Viridiplantae; Streptophyta; Magnoliopsida; Rosales; Rosaceae. The record is from RefSeq and is a predicted model, not a curated record.
AGAGAACUUUCAAAGCUCUUUAUCUUCCACCAUCACUCAACCAGCUUCUUCAUUGCAGUACUCUCCAACUCAAAGUCCCUUGAAUUAUUUUCUCUCUUAAAAGCUAUAGCUUUACUACUCACUUCCAAGUUCCAACCCCAUCCCACAUCUCAUCUGAGAGAGAGACUCAGACAGAGAAGAGAGAGAGAGAGAUACAAAUAGCUUUGGGUUUGGGCUUUUGCCUCAUAUUUUCGUUUCUGUCUUUCUCUGUCGGUACCAUGAAUCCAUUAGACCUCAACAACUUGCCUGAUGAUCAUAAUCGAGACAGAGAUAGAGAUAGAGACCGAGAAAAUGGUAAACAAUUCAUCGACGGGGACGCCUCCUCCUCCUCAGGCCAUAGAAAAAAGAAAAGCGGCGGAAAAGAUGGAAAAGACGAGAGUGGGAAGGUCUACGAGUGUAGGUUUUGUUCCCUCAAGUUCUGCAAAUCUCAAGCUCUUGGGGGACACAUGAACCGCCACCGCCAAGAGAGGGAGACAGAGACACUAAACCGUGCUCGUCAGCUGGUCUUCAACAACGAUAACCUAGCCGCUCCUGGCCCUCCACAUUUAGGCUGCUGCCAUCCGAUGACAUCUCCAGGAGGGUAUCCCCACCCAAUUGCAGGAGCUCCCGGUGACCCAACAACAUUACCUCUGAGAUUCCCUGCAAGAAUGUUUUCUGGUUCUCCCUCCACACAACUCAUACCACCACCGCCAGCAGCGGCCCCAGGUCAACCACCGCAAGCCGUACAGCCUUCGCAGCCCUACUUAUACCCCUCUCCUUCACGCCCCAUGUCCUACCCUUCUUCACACUAUCAACACCAAAAUGACUACUAUGUCGGUCAUGUCCUCGGUGGUAACAACACUAGUGCAUCCCAGUAUGGCCAUCAUCUGAAUGUGAGCUAUGGCGCCACGGCGGGUGUACAAGAUCAUCAUCAGUCCAACAACAACGGUUACAACAACUAUACUUGUAUUGGUGCUCCGGUCACGCAUAGCGGGGGGUUUGGGCAAGGCAGCAGCAGCCUGAGUUCGGAGUUGACUGGAUCGGGAGGAGGAGGCGGUGUUGGUGGUGGAGCUAUGAGCUACUCAGGAACACAACCCCCUCCACCUCCUUCCAUCAACCGAUUUCAACAUGGCUUCUAAUUAAUUAUUGAAACAGGUUUUUUUUUUUUUUCUUCAUUUUAAUGGAGUUAUAGUAAGUAAGUCUGAAGUAGUAUCAUUAGGCUAUUUGUUGACACGCCAAGCAGAAAUGACAGGGAGAGAUGAGAGACUCAAAAGAAGCUGACAAAAUGGGGUCAUGAACAUGCAAGAAGAAGAAGAGAGAGACUGAGUUUUGGUGUUUCUCUACAGGAAGGACUGGACUAAGGGACAGCUUUAGAGGUCAUGGACAGGCUCAGCAAGUUUGGCUUCAAGCUGUGGGGAUUUGGAAGAGGGUUGUUGGGUUUCUUGUGUAUGUGACUUGUGUGUGUGUGUGUAACUCUGCGCUAAGCUGUGUAUACUCCCAACUCUGAAAAGGAAAAGAGGGGUGAACUAGAAAAAGAGGGGAUGUGGGACAGCCAGUUAGAAAUGAACUGAAAGUUCCCAACCCCUUUUUGCAUUUCCAGUUCGUUUUGCAUGCUAUAAUUGAAUAUUUUAA